UUGUUUUAACGAUCAUUGAGUUCAUGUGACAGUAUGCUUGGGUAUUUUUGGGUUGGCUAACACUUUGCCUGACUACAGUAUUUUCCUUGAGCUGAAAAGCAUUUGAAGUGCUGCCACUGUAGCUUUGGCAGCCGGAAACUGGGAUCAGCUGAUGGAGGAGGAGCCGUGAGAGAGCUGAGCCAUCUUCCCCCGGCAGAUUAAUACACUCGGAGCCUGGACAAGGGGAACACGGGAAAGCGUUUAGGGAUCCGGGUGACAUUUGGAGGCACGGACGAUUGAAAUACGCCAGGAACGCCUAUGUCAGUUGCAAAGGAAGAUUUCUGAGGGACUCGUUAAUACAAAUUCUGCUUCAGAGUUGACGGAGGACUAACGCUAUAUCAGCGUUUAACCUUAAACCCAAUGUUGUAAGGUUAAUAAUACAAAGAACGGAAAACACUGAGCUAGGACUGGGGGUUAAUAUCGAAAUAUGAACGCCGUGUAACAUGGGAAAAUGCUAAAGUCCAGGAGAUAAGCGAUAUAAGUAAGCAUGUAGCUCUUGGCGUACGGAGAGUGUGUAACGUUAGCAUCACCAGUAAAUGUAAACAAACCGUUAUUUAAGAUAGCUGAAGUUAGCCGAUUGGAGUUAGCUUUCUAGUGCUAAUACAUAUAACGUUAGCUAGCCCAAGGUAGUAGGAGCACAAGAUAGAAGAGGGAGGUAAACCGAAGUGUACACACGCCUGUCGUCGUGUUUAAAUCCAAACUUGACCUCGUUAUUGUUGGCUGUAGCAAAUGACGGCUGUUUGUGUUAGCUCGGUCUGCAGUUAUUAGCACGGUUAGCCGUUCAGCUAACGUCGGCUAAAUGUUAUUUGCAUUAGAAGCUCAGCAUAAUAACAUUGCAACUCGCACGCUAAAGGCAAGACAAUGGAGACAUUUGGUAAUAACGCUAAGUGUUUGGUAUUUCUUUGUUUAAAAAAAUGUUGCUGUGAGAGAUUAAACACUUCUGGGAUUCGUGUGAUGCUACAAUAGAUAAUCUAGAUAUUCGGUGUAGCCCAUCUGAUUGGCUGAAAAGAGUAGGACGUCGAGAUGAAAGAAAACUUCAUAACUUCCUAUAGAUUAAAUUAAUCACAUCGCUACGCAGAGCAGUCCUUAUGGCAAUGUUAUAUAUGGGUUGCUCGCGUUCCUAGCUGCAUUGUGAGUGUAAAUGCUCACUGUUACAUUCUGUACCCUUCGUCUCUUUGACAGUGUAGUUUGUAUAGUGACAAUAAUUAGUUGGUGAGUUUGGCCUCUCAGCGGCAGCAGUGGGCAGCUAUACAGUCAAAUAGACGAGUGGAGCGCCUGUUCAAAGUUAGGGGCUGCAAAGGGAGCCAAAGUCAGCCGGACAGCAUAGAGUAGAUUGUUACAUCGAUCUAGAGAACUUGUAGUUUGAUCUGUGUUUAUAAGAAACACGUGUAAAACAGAUGUUACAUAGACUAAAGGCUGUAUUUGUACUUUAGCUGUGUAUAUUAUCCUACAGCCUAUCCAAAGGAAAGCACCGCCUUGUCAGAGCUGGUAUUGUGUAGCUGUGUUUGAGGGCCCAGCGGUAAGCCUCUCAGCUGUGUUUUGGUUGCUAGUGGCCUCCCCUCCCCCAGUCUUGAGACUCUUGUUUCUCGACUCUCGAUUCUCCUCGAGAGUUGCACACUGUUCCCCGGAUUUCCAUUAGAUUUUUAAACAGAAGAGAGGCCGUGGCCUCAAGAAGCAAUCCUCUGGACUCCGAAGCCGCAAAGACGUGGAUGUAAUGGAACUGAUGUUCGCCGAGUGGGAGGAUGGAGAGAGGUUCUCAUUCGAAGACUCGGACCGGUUCGAGGAAGACUCUCUGUGCUCCUUCAUCUCAGAGGCCGAGAGUCUCUGUCAGAAUUGGAGGGGAUGGAGAAAGCAGUCAGCCGGACCCAACUCUCCUACUGUCAAGAUUAAAGAUGGUCAGGUUAUUCCUCUGGUGGAGCUGUCAGCAAAGCAAGUAGCGUUCCACAUCCCGUUUGAAGUGGUGGAGAAGGUCUACCCCCCUGUCCCAGAACAGCUUCAGCUUCGCAUUGCAUACUGGAGCUUCCCUGAAAAUGAAGAGGACAUCAGGUUAUAUUCUUGCCUGGCUAAUGGGAGUCCAGAUGAAUUUCAACGUGGAGAGCAGCUUUACAGGAUCAGAGCUGUCAAAGACCCCCUGCAGAUUGGCUUCCAUCUAAGUGCAACAGUGAUGUCCAAUCAGGCUGGUCAGUCCAAAGCAGCUUACAAUGUGGCGGUCAUGUUUGACCGCUGUCGCAUCACUUCCUGCAGCUGCACCUGUGGCGCUGGGGCCAAAUGGUGUGCUCAUGUGGUGGCACUCUGUCUCUUCAGGAUCCACAAUGCAUCAGCAGUGUGUCUUAGGGCUCCAGUCUCUGAGUCUUUGUCUAGGCUGCAGAGGGACCAGCUCCAGAAGUUUGCCCAGUACCUCAUCAGUGAGCUGCCUCAGCAGAUCCUACCCACAGCCCAGCGGUUGUUGGAUGAGCUGCUGUCAUCUCAGUCUACUGCCAUCAACACUGUGUGUGGAGCUCCAGACCCAACAGCAGGUCCUUCAGCAUCUGACCAGAGCACCUGGUAUUUGGAUGAGUCAACCCUUAGCGACAACAUCAAAAAGACUCUGCACAAAUUUUGUGGGCCUUCACCUGUCGUCUUCAGCGAUGUAAACUCCAUGUACCUGUCCUCCACGGAGCCACCAGCUGCUGCUGAAUGGGCAUGUCUGCUGCGACCUCUGAGGGGCCGAGAGCCAGAAGGCAUCUGGAACCUUCUGUCCAUUGUUAGGGAGAUGUUCAAGAGACGAGACAGCAACGCUGCCCCACUGCUUGAGAUCCUCACUGAGCAGUGCCUUACCUAUGAACAGAUCAUCAGCUGGUGGUACAGUGUUCGGACAUCUGCGUCCCACAGCAGUGCCAGUGGCCACACCGGACGCAGCAACGGCCAGUCGGAGGUGGCAGCUCAUGCCUGUGCCAGCAUGUGUGAUGAGAUGGUGGUGCUCUGGAGGCUGGCAGUGCUUGACCCCACUAUGAGCCCCUGCAGGCGUCUGGAACUGGCAGGCCAGCUGAAGCAGUGGCACCUGAAAGUUAUAGAGAUAGUGAAGCGGGGCCAACAUCGCAAGUCCCUGGAUAAACUGUUUCAGGGCUUCAAGCCUGCUGUGGAAUCCUGCUAUUUCAACUGGGAGGUGGCUUACCCACUGGACGGCAUUACCUACUGCAGUGCUGAUAAGAAGAGUGCCACAUUCUGCUGGUCCAGGGCAGUGCAGCACCAGAGAGGAGUCAAAGCUGCUGCAGGAGGGAGUGGAGAACCUCCUGAACCAGGGGGAGGAGGGAGAGCUGAAGGUGGAGCAGGGGGAGAUAAUAGAGGAAGAGGAAGUGGUCACUCCUCCCUACAGGAGGUGGCAGUACGACCCAAGGAGACCAUUCUUACCAAGAGAAAGGGUCUGUCAGUGAGUGGAGGAGGAGGGAUGCUGGUCCGUCUGGGGGGGAGUGUCUCCCUGUCCCUGGAAGAUGGAGCAGGGAAGUGCCUAUACAAAGGGCCAGGCUCAUCGUCAGGAGGGAAGCUGAAACUGACACAGGGAGGAGUGAAGGGGGCAUCUGUAGGAGGUCCUGGAGCAAGUGGAGGGUUAGGAGGCGGUAAGCAUGCCAAUGCCAAGCGGAGAACCAGCAGUGAGGAUAGCUCCCUGGAGCCAGACCUGGCUGAGCUCAGCUUGGAUGAUGGCUGCGGUCUGGCUCUGGGGGCUGAAGCCAGCAACACUUUUGAGUUUCUCCCCCCGCCACCAGAGAUGCUGCCUUCCCCAGCCCCACUGCUCAGAGACUCACGCAAGUACAGUAACGGUGGGGGGAGCAAGAUGUUUGAAACAAAGCGUAUCAGCCAUGCCUCUUCUGCUCUUCCAGUAGCAGACCCUCCUCCACCUUGCUUCCCUUCCAAAGAGUCAGUAAUGGUUGUUAUGGACAUGCCCACUGCUGUAGAAAAGGAAGCUGAACUGGAGGUGGAGCCUGCCCAGAGCAGAGAUGAAGAUGUAGACUCAGCUGGCAGUAAUCAGCCUUCCACCGCCACUACUACAGCAAGAUCCGCCACUACUCAGACAUCUGUCAAACAACCACAGGGCUGUGGAGAGACGGCAUCUGCUGGAGCAGCAGCAGAGGCAGAAGUUGGAGCUGCAGGAGGGGAAGGAGGAGAAGCUCUGGGUGAGGAUGACUAUCAGGCAUAUUACUUGAGUGCUGCCUCAGAGGAGGGGGCAGAUAGACAGCUGACUGACAACCACCAGGAGGAGGAGCCAGACAUCUUUGCAGGGAUCAAACCACUGGAGCAGGAAGGACGCAUGGAGGUACUGUUUGCGUGUGCCGAGGCCCUCCAUGCUCAUGGCUACAGCAAUGAGGCAUGUCGGCUGGCUGUGGAGCUAGCCGAAGACCUGUUAGCCAACCCUCCAGACCUGAAAGUGGAGCAGCCACAAACUAAGGGUAAGAAGAACAAGGUGUCAACCAGCCGUCAGACGCAGGUAGCCACUAACACGCUGUCCAAAGCUGCCUUCCUCCUCACAGUUCUCAGUGAACGGCUGGAGCUCCACAACUUGGCCUUCAGCACUGGCAUGUUCUCCCUAGAGCUCCAGAGACCACCGGCAUCAACCAAAGCUUUAGAGGUGAAGCUGGCCUACCAGGAAUCAGAGGUGGUGGCUCUGUUGAAGAAGAUUCCCCUGGGUCUGGUGGAGAUGUCAGCCAUCAGAGAGAGAGCUGAGCAGCUCAGAGAUGGGAACUUCUGUGAUUACAGACCUGUGCUGCCACUUAUGUUGGCCAGUUUCAUCUUUGAUGUACUGUGUACCCCAGUUUGUGCAGUUGUGUCCCCAACGGGGUCCCGUCCACCGAGCCGUAACCGUAACAACGAGAUGCCUGGCGAUGAGGAGCUUGGCUUUGAGGCUGCUGUUGCUGCUCUUGGUAUGAAGACCACAGUCAGUGAAGCAGAGCAUCCUCUGCUGUGUGAAGGAACCAGACGGGUGAAGGGUGACCUGGCUCUGGCUCUCAUGAUCACCUAUAAGGAUGACCAGAGCAAACUAAAGAAGAUACUGGAUAAGUUGUUGGACAGGGAGAGUCAGACUCACAAGCCCCAGACUCUGAGCUCCUUCUACUCCAGCAAGCCAGCAGCUGGUAGCCAGCGCAGCCCGUCCAAACAUACUGCUGCCAGCCACAGUGGAGUGAGUGGGGCCACAGGGGGUGUCUCCAAACAUGCCCCUUCAACUUCUUCAGCAGCCACGGCGGCAGCCUCGUCCACCAGCUCUUCCUCUGCUGUGGCACUGCCUGGGGAAGUGGUGGCUCAGACUGAACUGAACCCAGUGCAAAACAGUACAGCAGGGGAGAGUUCUACUGAGACCCGGGAACAUGUGUCAGAUGGCCCUGCAUCAAGUGACCAGCAGAAUGAAAUGGCUCCGUUUAAGCUGGAGGCCACAGUGCCCAGUCGGCUGGCGCUGGGGGCACGCUGUGGAUACAGCCAGCGCUGCUGGGGCUCACCUGUCCGGCAGAAGAAGAAACACACUGGCAUGGCGAGUAUCGACAGCAGUGCUCCAGAGACGACCUCAGACAGUUCUCCCACCCUCAGCCGCAGGCCACUACGAGGUAGCUGGGCAGCAACAUCUUGGGGGCGGGGCCAGGACAGUGACAGCAUCAGCAGUUCAUCAUCUGAUUCACUGGGCUCAUCCUCCUCCAGUGGCUCUCGCAGGGCAGGGGGUGGGGCCAGAGCCAAGAGCACUGACACCAGCAGGUACAAAGGGCGACGUCCAGAGUGCCACGCCCCCCACGUGCCCAACCAACCAUCAGAAGCAGCAGCCCACUUUUACUUUGAGCUGGCCAAGACAGUGCUGAUCAAAGCUGGAGGAAACUCCUCCACUUCCAUUUUCACCCAGCCCUCAGCCAGUGGGGGCCACCAGGGGCCCCACAGAAACCUGCACCUGUGUGCCUUUGAGAUUGGCCUUUAUGCCCUUGGUCUCCACAACUUUGUCUCACCCAACUGGCUGUCCAGGACCUACUCCUCCCAUGUGUCUUGGAUCACUGGCCAGGCCAUGGAGAUUGGCAGUGCUGCCCUCAACAUAUUGGUGGAGUGUUGGGAUGGUCACCUCACCCCUCCAGAGGUGGCAUCCCUCGCAGACCGAGCGUCACGGGCCAGGGACCCCAACAUGGUUCGUGCAGCAGCAGAACUGGCACUGAGCUGCCUGCCUCAUGCCCAUGCCCUCAAUCCCAAUGAAAUCCAGAGAGCUCUAGUGCAGUGCAAAGAGCAGGACAAUGUGAUGUUGGAGAAGGCCUGCAUGGCAGUAGAGGAAGCAGCUAAGGGGGGAGGUGUGUACCCUGAGGUUCUGUUUGAGGUGGCCCACCAGUGGUACUGGUUGUAUGAGCAGUCAGUGGGUGGGGGCUCAAGUCAGCAGAGGGAGACCUCUGGGCGCUGUGGGGCCAAUGGUGGUUCAGGCAGGAGGCCCCCAGAAUCCAGCUGUGGUGUUGUUGACAGUGGAGUCAACAUGGAGUCUCCAGGGGUGGCAACAGUGACAGCCUCAGUCACUGCAGCAGCCGUUGUACCUGUCAUCUCUGUGGGCUCCACCAUCUACCAGUCCCAUGCCAUGCCUGGGCAGGCCAUGGCUCAUCCCCACAGCCAGGGCCUCCAUCCCUACACCACAAUCCAGGCCCAUCUCCCCACCGUCUGCACCCCUCAGUACCUGGGACACCCGUUGCAGCACGUCCCCCGGCCCACCGUCUUUCCUGUGACUGGGGCUGCAUACCCACAGGGAAUGCACCCAGCCUUCAUCGGAGCCCAGUACCCGUUCUCUGUGGCCGCUGGCCCCCAGCCCCCUAUGGCAGCCACGGCUGUCACGUUCCCAGGUGUCCCCGUACCAUCCAUGACUCAGAUUGCCGUCCACCCCUACCACACUGAGACAGGACUGCCCCUCAGCACCACCGUAGCAGGUCAGAACUACAUACUGGUUGGCAGUGUGCACGCAGGCCCCACCAUCCAGGCCAUCCAGGGAGCAUCUCUGCCCUCCCUCUCCUCUCAGCCUGGCUCAUUGGUCAGCACUCCUUUCGCAGCAGAGGAUGAGCAGCACAGCCAGCCAAUCAGUCAGCAGGGCCUACACUAUCUGCACUCUGCCUACAGAGUUGGCAUGCUGGCACUGGAGAUGCUGGGCAGGAGGGCACACAAUGACCACCCCAACAACUUCUCCAGGAGCCCACCUUACACCGAGGAUGUUAAAUGGCUGCUGGGUCUGGCUGCUAGGCUAGGAGUCAACUACGUGUACCAGUUCUGUGUCGGUGCAGCAAAAGGUGUCCUCAGUCCAUUUGUCCUGCAGGAGAUCAUCAUGGAGGCUCUGCAGAGGCUGAACCCCGCCCACAUCCACGCUCACCUCCGAACACCUGCUUUUCACCAACUCGUCCAGCGCUGCCAACAGGCCUACCUACAGUACAUCCACCACCGGCUCAUCCACCUAACACCCGCUGACUACGAUGACUUUGUCAACAUCAUCCGCAGCGCUCGAGGUGCUUUCUGCUUGACACCUGUAGGUAUGAUGCAGUUUAACGAUGUGCUGCAGAACCUGAAGAGAGGCAAGCAGACUAAGGAGCUGUGGCAGCGUAUCUCCCUGGAGAUGGCAACCUUCUCUCCAUGAGCAGCACCCCAGGGGGAUGGAGUUCUGGGCCGAGCCUAAGGAAUCCCAUCCAGUGCCCACCCAGCCCCCAGCAGCGCUACCUGCCACUGCACUGAGCCGGCCACAUUCAUGCUGUGUGUUCUGUCAGGGACACUGCUCCCUGCUAUGUGGAUUCAGCAGACACAGCACACGGGGCAGUACAAUCAGCUCCCGUGCCCCUGACCCACAGAGACCUCUUUAUUAGUGUUUGUCCACGCCUCGCUCAGAGAAGAAUCCAGGUCCACUCCCUGCUCUUCUCUGGUCUUGACUGACUGACUCCUUUUUGUUUUAUCAUAGUUCAUGUUUGUGUAAGUGUGGAAUUAAAGUGUACUCCUUCUUUUCUCCAUC
Monopterus albus (swamp eel) is the source of this 8005-nucleotide messenger RNA. RefSeq names its product zinc finger, SWIM-type containing 8 (gene zswim8). NCBI's taxonomy places the organism in Eukaryota, Metazoa, Chordata, Actinopteri, Synbranchiformes, Synbranchidae. The coding region runs from base 1754 to 7639 and encodes 1961 amino acids. The transcript is spliced from 26 exons. Gene Ontology annotation, molecular function: zinc ion binding. The record is from RefSeq and is a predicted model, not a curated record. Gene Ontology annotation, cellular component: Cul2-RING ubiquitin ligase complex.